Suillus fuscotomentosus is the source of this 1381-nucleotide messenger RNA. RefSeq lists its product as uncharacterized. NCBI's taxonomy places the organism in Eukaryota, Fungi, Basidiomycota, Agaricomycetes, Boletales, Suillaceae. The record is from RefSeq and is a predicted model, not a curated record. The coding region runs from base 346 to 1197 and encodes 283 amino acids. The transcript has 4 exons.
GCUAUUCAGAUGGUUCACAUGUCAAGACCACAGUUACACUUGAACUGCGUCCCCUCACAUGACCUUGCCAGUGUGGAGACUUUGCUGAUUUGAAAAUAUUAUGGUUGUAGAUCAAUGCUAAUCAUUGGCCCUUUGUUCAGUGCUUUAAACCACUGUCAGUGUGGUACGUUCCCGCUUCGUUGUGGUUCGGUAAACAUCAUCCACAGGACGCUUCAAGCAAAACAAUGGUCUUUCGCCCUGCCACUAACACUGCAGCCAGAGAUAUAAAGGUGCUCGAGAUGGACAGCAGAACUCCCAGCACACUCUCAUCUUCUUCCCUGUAUCUUUCGAACUACCAUUCUCACUAUGUCGGAACAAACUUACUCUGAAGUCGAUGCCCUUUUGCAAGAGUUCCAGAAUUUGCCACUCGGCGAAACAGACGCAUUAUUUGCGAACACUGAACUUGGAACAACUUUCGUCAACGACCAGCUAGGCGAAAUCUUCAUUGCGUUUUUGUCCCAGUUCUUUACGCCAGACAUAACAACAUAUCGCUCCACUUGUGAUAGCCUAAUGCCUCUGAUUAGCCUGGCGCUACUUGCUGGGAAAACUCGCCAGCUGCUUUUAGAUAUCUUGGAGCUUGCCGAUGUGAUGUUCGAGAGUUCUGUGAGCGCCUCUCUGACACUCCAGGAGGGCUUCGACCCACAGUACUUUGUGCCGACGCACUCAAUCGCCCGAAUACGCUUGAUUGACAUCAUUAACCAAUGCCUCACGUCUCCACACGAUUCAAGCGACAUCCGCUCUGAACUCCUGGCUCUGAGAUCGAAUAUUCAAGAGCGAGAGAAUCAGGCAAAAGCUGCCUUGCUUGCUUCCGAUAUCCAGUGGAUUCACGAUCUAGCUGAAAUUUGGCCUGAGUUCAAAGCAUUGGACCCCUCAUACACCUCUACUGAGGCUUUUCCAAACCCAACCGCCCAACUCGGACCGAACUCGGCUAUGAAUAUGGGAAACCCGCGAGUGUCCGAGUUGACGCGCCUUAUGGGAGCGUCUCGACAUCUAUCUACCCUAUCUACAACAUCUUCACGCCCCAUCAAGAGUCUCCCUGCACGAGGUGCCUCGGUUGCCCGCAUGCGAUCACUUUCCGCGAUGCUUUCUCCUCGAGUUUCAGAUCGCGUGCUGUCCGCGCUUGGGACGGUCGCUGAAGAAGAGAUGCAAGUGGACUGAGAUCGUAUUUGUAUCGCAUUUUAUCGGUCUCGGCAUAGUCUCAGCAUAUCACGCAAAUAGUAUAUCUGUAAAUAUUGUAGCAUCACAAACAUCUCGAACAUUCGUGGGGUAGCAUAUAUCAUAGUUCUGAAAGGUUGUAUAUACUGGUCAUUUAUAAUUAUCGAGAGAGACGUGGUAUAAUGGA